AUGGAAGCAACUGGUGCGGGUGGUUCCCUAGCUUCGUUCUUCCCCUCCAUCUACCACUACACUGCGUUUUUGACAAUGCUCCAACUCCCCGAAGACAUAUUCCUGCACAUUCUCAAGCAGCUAGACGUCGACUCGGACGAACCGACGAUCCGGAAUGCUUCCCUCGUAUCGACCGCAUUUCGGGAACCGUGCCAAAAGCUCCUCUUCUCAACUCUGAGGCUCAAACCUCCCAAAUCCUUCAAGUCCACUUACCGGUACACUCCCGGAGCCCGCCUCCUCCGACUCCUCAAAUCCUCACCAGUAAUCAUGGGCUACAUCCAAGGAAUCACCAUAAUCGACUCCACACCCGGAAGCGGCGCAGACCAGCCUAGCUGGCUAUCCCUGGAUGGCCGUCUAGCCGAAGCUCUAAACCAACUCUCAUUUGACAAAAUCCGCCGAUUCGAACUUGCGAUGGAGUACAGGCUUCAUUGGAAUCACCUUAAUGCACCGAUACAGAAGACUAUAUUGGCGAUAUGCCGUUCCCCGUCCCUCGUUUCGCUGUCUUUGACGUGUGCGCCAAUCGGGUUGGUCAACCUGUGCGGUCCGGCGUUGAAACAUCUCAAGCUGUACGACGUGGGGAUGGUGGAGCUCUCGAAGAGUGUUGGAAAGGACUCCUCGACGGAUCAGGGCACGCAGAAAGCGCAGGAUAAUCCGGAUCCUCCAAUCAUUCAGCUAGAGUCACUGUCCCUCCACGACCGCCGCAACCUUUCCGCCGUUGUCGAUUUUAUCCUCCAGCCCUAUCCGAGCGGAAAGCUCGAUGUUAGCUCCCUCAAGAGGCUUUAUUUCGCGCCGUAUGCCUUGAGCGAUCAUGGCCAGGUCGAUCGUCUGGUACGGGCACAUCACUCUUUGCCUGAGGUUUACUUGGAAUAG
Messenger RNA from Coprinopsis cinerea okayama7#130, 909 nucleotides. RefSeq lists its product as hypothetical. Bases 1 to 909 code for a protein of 302 amino acids. The record is from RefSeq and is a predicted model, not a curated record. Gene Ontology annotation, molecular function: protein binding. The transcript has a single exon. Lineage: Eukaryota; Fungi; Basidiomycota; Agaricomycetes; Agaricales; Psathyrellaceae.